This is a messenger RNA of Pseudocercospora fijiensis CIRAD86, 486 nucleotides long. RefSeq lists its product as uncharacterized. The record is from RefSeq and is a predicted model, not a curated record. Gene Ontology annotation, molecular function: protein heterodimerization activity. Gene Ontology annotation, biological process: transcription by RNA polymerase II; RNA polymerase II preinitiation complex assembly. Bases 1 to 486 code for a protein of 161 amino acids. The transcript has a single exon. Gene Ontology annotation, cellular component: transcription factor TFIID complex. NCBI's taxonomy places the organism in Eukaryota, Fungi, Ascomycota, Dothideomycetes, Mycosphaerellales, Mycosphaerellaceae.
AUGGCCGAGCCUCGAGCGCGUAUGCGCACCAAAGGCCAGUUCUUCAACACCCAGGACUUGGGCGAACUUCUCUACGCAUUCGGCGACUCAUCACAGCCGCUAUCAUCGACUAUGGCCGUGCUCGACGAGAUCCUCACCGACUUCAUCAUCGAGACAUGCCACGCCGCAGCUCUAUGUGCUAGCUACUCGCGUCGCCAAAAGAUCAAGAUUGACGAUUUCCGCUGGGUCUUGAGAAAGAAUCCCGCGCUACUUGGCAGAGUCAACGAGCAGUUAUUCCGCGAGAAGUACAUCAAGAGCCAGCGCCGACUUGUGGACUUUGAAACGUACGGAAAAGAAGGCGCAGCUGAGCUUGCCGAUAUCGCCGAAGUAGGUGGAGCAGACGAGAGCGACUUGAAGGCUGGCAAGAAGGGUCGAGGCAGGAAGAAGAAGCGCAAGGCGGAGGACGACGCCCAAAGUACGACUGCUUCGAAGCGACAGGCAACAUAA